Sinocyclocheilus anshuiensis is the source of this 1444-nucleotide messenger RNA. It is a transcript of the gene coa7, whose product is annotated as cytochrome c oxidase assembly factor 7. The transcript has 3 exons. Gene Ontology annotation, molecular function: protein binding. The record is from RefSeq and is a predicted model, not a curated record. NCBI's taxonomy places the organism in Eukaryota, Metazoa, Chordata, Actinopteri, Cypriniformes, Cyprinidae. The coding region runs from base 272 to 961 and encodes 229 amino acids. Gene Ontology annotation, cellular component: mitochondrial intermembrane space.
ACUUUGAGCGAAGCAGGAAGUGAUCUCCGGUUUCUGUGCGUGUGUGGUGUGAACACGUUGUUCUGUAACUGUUUUAUAAUUGUGAAUAUUUGAUAGCACGUGCCUAAUUUCAGCUAAACGAAUCUCUGUGCUUUGAACGGAUGCUUUUAUUAUUCUUUUUAAAAUUCAUUUUCCUGCAAGUGUUUGCACAACUAAUCAGUGACCAAGGUCAAAAGUUGAGGACGUGAGACCUUCAGCCGGUCAAUGCAAGUGAUCGGAAAUCUGUUACCACAUGGCCGGGUUGAUUAACUUUGAGGACGAACAGGAGGUGAAGCAGUUUCUGGAUAAUUUAGGAGUGGAGUACAGUUAUCAGUGUUACCGGGAGAAAGACCCUGACGGGUGUCAGAGGUUGGCAGAUUAUUUGGAGGGUGUGAAGAAGAACUAUGAGUCCACAGCUCAGGUUCUCAAGCACAACUGCGAGGUGAAUGGCCAUGGAGAGAGCUGCUAUAAGCUCGGCGCUUACCAUGUCACCGGCAAAGGUGGUGUGACGGAGUGUUUAAAGACGGCAUACUCCUGUUUUAUGAAGGCAUGUAACAGCAAAGGGAAGAAGUCUGUGGAUGCUUGUCACAACAUAGCUCUGCUUGCCCAUGAUGGGCGAGCCAUGGAGGGGGGAGCUGAUGCGAAGGUGGCUCGGCAGUACUACGAGAAGGCUUGCGAGGGAGGCUUCGCCCCCAGCUGUUUCAACCUGAGCGCUCUUUUAAUCCAGGGAUCUCCAGGGCUGGACAAAAACAUGCCUCUGGCUCUAAAGUACGCCCUGCAAGCCUGCGAGCUGGGACACGUAUGGGGCUGUGCUAAUGCCAGUCGCAUGUACAAACUGGGUGAUGGGACUGAUAAGGAUGAUCAGAAAGCUGAGGAGCUGAAGAACAGGGCCAGAGAACUCCACGGACAGCAGAAAGAACGGCAACUGAAAUUUGGGGAGUGAGAUAAUGUGCCAUAGCAAUGACAGUUUAUUUGGCCUUCCUUUUUUGAUAUCACUUAUAUAAACGCAUAAAUUAUUUGAAUACAUUAGUUCUUUGCCACUUUUCUGUCAUAGCUGUGAUUCAUGUCUGAGAGUGAUGGUGUUAAUAUAAGCUAAUAUUUACAAAAACCGUUGCCACUAGAUAACAGACUGUUAAGGUUAGCAUAGAUUUUAGAGAAUAAUGAAGCGACUCUACAGUUUUCUAGUGGUCUGAAUUGGAAUUGAACCCUUGUAAAUCAAUAGCUUUUAUUUAUUUUAGCAGGUGCUGUGCGUAAAAUGGCCACUAGAUGGAAGCAUACUCCCAGCUGAACGUCUCUUACUAUGGUAACAGUUGCAAUGAACAUUUGUUAUGAGACAGACUUGAAUAUUUUGAUGUUUCAAAAUGUCCACUUCAAUCCUUUGAAUUUACUAAACAUAAAUGGCAUAAUGCAAAUCAAUGUCUUUGAA